Lycium ferocissimum is the source of this 1676-nucleotide messenger RNA. Its product is annotated as F-box/kelch-repeat protein At3g23880-like. Gene Ontology annotation, molecular function: protein binding. The transcript has 2 exons. Lineage: Eukaryota; Viridiplantae; Streptophyta; Magnoliopsida; Solanales; Solanaceae. The record is from RefSeq and is a predicted model, not a curated record. Bases 146 to 1408 code for a protein of 420 amino acids.
UUAUGAAUCUUUUCACAUUGUUAUAAGCAAAACCCUCUAAAACCUUUUUCCCUCUUCUUUCCCAAGACUAGGCUUGUCAACAUCCCCAAAGUUCUCUUUGUCGAUUUCACAGAGCCCUUUCUCGUCUUCAACUUCCAAGCAAAAUAUGGCUAAAGGCAAAGGAAAAAGGAAAGGGAAAGGGAAUUCCAAGAAAACAAAGACCAGACCUUUAAACCCAACAUCCAACUGCAUUUUCCCAAGAGAAAUCAUCUCUAACAUCCUUUCUCGUCUCCCUGUAAAGACCCUUUUACAAUUCAGGUCCGUUUGCAAACCAUGGCGAAACCUCAUUUCCAAACCCAACUUCAUAGACACCCAUUUCUACCAUUCCUCUUCUUUGCAGCACAUUGGUUCACCCAUUCUCAUACAUACCCAACAUGUCAAGUCCUCUGAUCAUGUACUUUCACUAUACAACCCGCUUGAAUCAUCAGUUGUGGAGCUAGAUAACCCCUUUCCUUUUUUCUUUCAAGAAAUGGCUGUUGUGGGUUCAUGCAAUGGCAUUGUUUGCCUUUGUAAGCCACCUUGGGGUGAUGUGAUCACUCUUUGGAAUCCAGCUAUGAGGCAGUCUAGGAAUGUUCAGCUUUCCAAGAAGAAACCCCUCAUGGGAAUCUACUCUGGUGUAUCCAUAGGGUUGGCUUACGAUUCGCAAGAGAAUGAUUUCUUGAUUUUGAGUCUUUUGGGUUACAGAAAAGUAAUUAAGGUUCCUGAUGAGGUGGAAAUGUGUUCUACAAAGAGUUUUAGUUGGAAGAAGCUGAAAAAUGAGGUGGGGUUUCGAGCUCUUGGGUUUAAUUGCAAUGUGAUCAUUAAAGGGGUACCUUAUUGGAGUGCUAUGGUAGAGGAUGAGUAUGGUUUACGUGAGGUGUUGGUGUAUUUUGAUGUUGGUAGGAAAGUAUUUGAGAAGUUACCUAUGCCGGGAAUAACAAUGGAGACUAAGGCACAUCUUGUGGAUUUGGAGGAUUCUCUUGGUAUGUUAAUAUGGGCGAAAACAGACAAAUAUAAUGUUGAUGUUUGGGUAAUGGAUGAUGAAAAUGGUUGGAGUAAGAAAUGCAAUGUCGGACUGGUGGUCGGGUUUGACAGAAUUAUUGGUUGUUUGAGGAAUGGUGACAUUGUAGCUGAGAAUGAAAAUGGUGUGUUGUUACUCUUUGAUCCAGUGACUGGUUUUGUUAAGACAAAAUUGUGCAUCGAUAAUGCUAAGAGUGGUUCAUCCGUGAUUUUCAACUAUUUAGAGAGCCUAGUUAUGAUCAGAGGAAUGAUGCCAGUUAAGAAGCAAACUGCUAGAGAUAAAUUAGCACGUGAAAACCUCCUAAAGGUUGGCAUAAAUUUGAAGGUCAUUUCCACUGACGACUCUCGGCAGCUUGACUUGGCUGUCUAGAAUUGCAUGAAAGACAUUUUGGCUGCCCCUUUUUGCUAACAUCUGAGAUGACAUGGAAAACUUUUUGAUAUCUUUUUAGUCAGGAAAUAGCAAUGUAUGUAGUUCCUGGUUCCUCUGAUGUUUAUAUUAAAGAGGAGUAUAAUGCAGAUAUCUGAAUACUUUGUUGAUCGGAUUGUCAACUAAUAUCUAUUGUACAUUGCACUGAUCAUCUAGUACCUUUUUGUUAAUCAACUACUUUUUCCUAAUCAACUAGUACUUGAUUAAACAA